Messenger RNA from Exophiala aquamarina CBS 119918, 1941 nucleotides. RefSeq lists its product as uncharacterized. The annotation marks the transcript as partial. The record is from RefSeq and is a predicted model, not a curated record. The transcript is spliced from 2 exons. Lineage: Eukaryota; Fungi; Ascomycota; Eurotiomycetes; Chaetothyriales; Herpotrichiellaceae.
GAGCGUCGCCAGAUGAUUGGCGACUUCAAUGAAACCCUCGAGGAAUGCCAAAUUCUCCUCGACAAAAACAAGAAGCUGCUUUCCAAGCCUAACACCUUCUUGGACAAUGUUGUAUGGAACUUGAACCAGCAAGAUCAGAAAAUCGACGAUCUGCGACGACGGAUCCACUUGCACUCCACCAAAAUCAAACUGGUGAUUGACCGAUUGAGCAUCAACUUGCUGACAGAUAUUGACUCCAAGGUGGACGACUUGCUUGACAUCUCCGAGAGAAACAUCAGCCUCAGCAAAGACAUUCAGAUUGAAUUGCGAAGAUUUUAUACUUCAUGGCUCGGCCAAAAAUUUGAAAGGACUCUCAGUGUAAAUGCUCCCUCUUCCAUGACUACGGCCGAUAUUCCACUCAAGGAAGGGUUUGAUGUGAUGCUCGUGCAUUUCGAACAGAGCUUUGAGGGGACCGAUCAAACGCCGGAGAAAUAUCUAAUCCUUCUGAAAACCCGUUGGAUGUUAAGUCGGAUUCGGAGUAGCCGUGGCUUUCAAACGGCAUGUCCUGGCUAUUACUAUAAACGGGCAAUCAGUCAGGUCGAACAAGCAGUCUUUCUUCGUGUGAGAGGAACAGAGAUCAUUGCUUAUGAUGACGAGACCUUGGCUGCUCUGCCAGAAAACGCCUUCAUGGUCUGGGAGCCUCCGAAGCAAGAAGAUGCCCCCCAACUGGAUCCAACGAUAGCAAGGGCAAAUGAGCAAGAAAUCAUCCGACUUCAGCUGGCCUCGGCCGGGAGUCAGCCUCCAGACAAUGUGACAGUGUUUCGGCAAUCGCUCAACAGCUUUCGAAUUGUUCUAGAAACCACAACCCCCGACGGACGGAGUGUCAUUCUCCCCCAAACUGUAUACACCCACGAGGACAGGCUCGUUCCUCGAUAUGCGCUACCAACAAUGAGAAGAGAAUGCCUCGAGAUUGCGAUUUUCUCACGAAAUGAAGAGACGUUAUAUCGUUUCAACUCAAUGGAUGAUCUUUUUGCUUUCCAGACUGCCCUGACUGGGUACGAUGUGUCUCACAACCAGACAAGAAUCACGUGUCAAUUCAGCAAAGGCUCGGCCUCAGCAUUAGAUUGCAUGGGCCAAAUCCAGCUAUGGCAGGAUCCUAUUACAGUCUCAAUGCUUCCGGAGGUAUUAUCAGAAGGCUCCCCAGUGGAUUCCUUCAGCACCCACAGCCCGCGGUCACGCAACAGCAGUUUUGUCGAGUCGAUCGGGCCCACGACGACAAUCAGCCGCGUCGGAAAUGGUUGGGAGGCUGACAACAUCAAAUGUUCCGGGCUUGCGAUCUUCACGCAAUUGAAAGACAAAUCCGACAAGUUGAGGUUUGCCAUCAUGUUUCUCGAACUCGAAACGAGCAUCAACAUGGAUCCGAAGAAGUGCAACUGCCACCGCGACUACAAUAAAUGUCCCUACCUAUGUCUCACGCACAACAACGGCGACAAGUUCCCCAUUCACGUCCUCUUCACCGCUCUGGACGGCCACGACGACAGCCCCGACCCGAACUCCUUCGACCUUUUCCCGUUCCGCAUCCCGCGAAACUCCCAAUUCAAAGAACUUACAGUCAAGGAAACUACCUACCUCCUUCUCAAAUUCAGCACGCUCGCGGAAAAGGAAAAAUUCCACCGCGAACUCUUACUCCGCUUCCGCAUCCGUUCGAAGCAAUUGUCCGACCAGCUCGAAAUGAUGAAGGGGUUCCGGCACCGGGAGAACAAGCCUCUGCGGACGACGACUCAGACUGCAAACGCGAGCUUCUCGCAAGCUCCUCGCCGAUCUGUCACGACAGGUGGUGGCUCCUUUAGCCACAGUAGCUCACCGCCACAGAUAGAAAGGCUCAACAUUGAAACGGGCUUCGCGGAGAGUUGGAAUCUCCCCAUUGGCCAAGGCAACGGCAACGGCAACGGCAACGGCAAC